This is a messenger RNA of Symbiodinium natans, 3462 nucleotides long. NCBI's taxonomy places the organism in Eukaryota, Dinophyceae, Suessiales, Symbiodiniaceae. The record is from the annotation of a GenBank genome assembly.
AUGGGAAGUUCCGAGCACCCGAUCUUGCAGAGCCUGCUGAACCUGGAGGCCGACUUGCAGCAGGUCUUUGAGCGGCUUGCCAGUCAGGUGCAUGACUUGCAAAAGGACGUGCAAGGCGGCGCCAGGCAGGAGCAGGUCAGCUCUGAUUGGAAUGUGCCCUCCGAACGCGUGCCCAUAGCGGAGCCCGCAGCCGAAGAGCUUGAAUACUGCAUUUCCAGCUGCGACAGUCUGUGUGAGCAGUGCGAUGCCGACGAAUGGGUCGGUGCGGUCGCGGCCGAGCCCGUGCGCCGACAAACGUCGCUGCUGCAACAAUCAACGAAGGGCGGGCUUGACCAACCACAGCUGCGACUCAGUCCACUUCUCAUGGAGCUUUCCAUGAAGAGCAAGGGCGCGCUCAACCACAUCGACAGGCACAAGAUCAGGGAAUCGAUGGAGGGAGCGGCUUCUCGGAGUCGACCCAUCAUGAAGCCCACCGCGCAGAUCCUCGAAGAAGUGCAGCAUUGCAGGACCUGUGGUGUGCUCGCGCCCGAAUCCAGACCCCGAGUGUUGUGGGACCUCUGUGGAGCAAUCUUGAUCUUGAUCGACGUGUUCGUGUCGCCAGCAUCCAUUGCCUGGGAGCUGGAAGUGACUCCCCUGAGUCACGACAUAUUUUUGGCACUGUUCUCCUGGGCAUCGCUGAUCUUCUGGUCUAUGGACAUCAUCAUGAACUUCAACACUGCUUUCUACAGCAAUGGUACGUUGCGGGUCCGGCGACGUGAGAUAGCUCGGAACUACAUCUCAAGCUGGCUUCUAUUUGAUGCGGGCGUCGUGGCUUUGGACUUCUUCGGCUUUGUGUCAGACUCGCAGGGGGAAGAUGCCAAUUAUGUCAGCUCCUUCCGAACUGCGCGCAUACUGAGAGUUCUUCGAGCGCUGCGAGUUGUCCGCAUAGUCAAAGCCAGCAGACUCAACGUAAUGGCCGAGAACAUGGUGAUUGCCAUUGGAAGGCAGUGGCUGAUCAUGGCGUUUGGGAUCGUGAGGAUGCUCAUUGAGAUCUCCAUGGUGGUGCAUGCGCUCGCGUGCGCAUGGUUCGGGGUGGGAAAGGUUCUCUCAUCCGACCCACAGGUGACCAGCUGGCUUGUUUUGAACGGUGUUCUGGCGCAGCCUGCGAUUGUGCAAUACAUCCACGCACUGCAGUGGAUCAUUCAGCCACCAUCCCCUGCGCCGUUGGAUCCUGCCAGUGGCGUGGAACGGUUCAUGCAGUUGGUCAAUGCCGUCACGACGGUGUUGGUGAUCGGAACCGCGCUGUCGCUGCUGACGGGUACAUUGCAGGAAAUUCGGAGCAUCAACGAGGAGAUGAACCGCAAGCGUCGUGAGCUGCGCAUUUACCUUCAUGCACAAUCGGCCCCUACCAAGCUCGUGAUGCGGGUCAUGAGCUUCGCGGACUACAAGCUGGCGAGGUAUUCCUCGGUCUCCUACGACCCCCUGCUCUUCUCGCCGAAGCUCCAGGCUGAGCUGGCCGUGUGGCAGAACAGGCAUCUCCUGGAAAAGCAUCCGCUCUUCGAACUGACCUCAAGCGUCUUUCCGAAGGUCUUCGCGGAAAUUUGCCGGGUCAUUCAGAAGAACUUGUACCAUGAGGCCGAAGCGGUGUUUUCGCUCGGUCUGCUUGCAGAGCAUCUGUAUAUCACCAAUGAUGGUGCCUUUGCCGUUGUCGAUCACAGGGGCGAUCUGCAGCAUUUCGAGAACGAGGUCCGUCAUUUCGCGGAGGUGGCGCUCUAUGCCGAUGUUGUGAUGCACGAUUGCACUCUGCGCGCUUCAAGCUUUGCGGAAGUCUUCACACUAAGCACGAAGCAGCUGGUCUCCGUCCUGACAAACGCGCCGAUCUGCGCAUCGAUGUUCAUCGACUAUGCGAAGGACUACAUGUUGCAGUACUCCUUGUCAAUGGUGCAGCCUGAUCGUGAUGUGAUUUCUGCGGAGAUGGACUGUGCAGUCCUGGCCGCAGAGACCAACCCGAUAUAUCUCGAGAUGGAGUUGCACACCCAUAAGCUCUUGAAGAACAUGAACCUCGCAGCCGUGAUUGACUCUUCAAAGCCAGACAAGAGGCUAAGCCCAGGGGGCUUCAUGGACUUCGUUCUCGGGGAUGAGCCCAUGGAGUCACUGCUGGACAAACUCUACCGGAGCUACAUCGAGUCGGACCCAUCUCACGGUCUGCACGCGCUCUUCGAAGAGUCACAUGGGCACCAGGGGGGACAAGAGCGAGUCGAAAGCAGCUGCGUGAGCCUGGCUGCGCUGGUUCGCGGCGACCUGGAGGCAUAUGCAUAUCCACAGCGUGAUGACGUCCGGAUCACGAGUGAGCAGUGGCAGCAGCUGCAGAGAAUCCUGCAUUGGACAUCGGUUGACCAGGACAAGCUCCAGGCCGUUUUCUUCCUGCUCGUUGCGCAUGCCAUCGGCAAGUACAGGGCGGUCUCCCGGCAACUUGCCCCAGAGCAUCAGAAGCCAGAGGCUGCGCUCCUGCACAUCCUGGACUUCUUCCCAAAUGCCGUGCCCACCGCGGAACUGCUGAGCUUAAGGGCACAGUACCUCCUGCGGGACGUGUUGCAACUGGCGACCCUCUUCAACUUUGCUCAGAUGCUGCAAGCGGAGAAUGUUCCUGGCAAUGUGCUCUCGCUGCAGAAGCACUUGGCAAGCAGAGACCAUCCCCAGGACUUGCUGCAAGUCUACAUGCUGUAUAUGCUUGGGUUCAUUAGUGGACUCGCUGGUGGAUUAGGGUCGCGCUUCAUGAACCGCCACAACGCGCGCGGAACUCUUCUCGGACUCACGGCGUUGCAACAUAUUCUGGACAAGGAUCCGAAGAUGGUCUACUGGAGCUAUGUCCAGCAACGAUGCCAGCUUCUGGGGCUUCAGGCGCAACAGCCGGAGGACCUUGCGCUGGGCCGUCUGGCGUGUCUUUGUCGAGUGCAGGGUGAGGGCGACUAUUGCCACAUCCUGCGCGCCUGGCAUCAGCUGAGUUCUGCCGAGCGGUGGAUGCUGACGAAGCACUUCGUCGCAAACGGCAUUACCACAAAUGCCAUUGUGUUCGAGUUUCUACCGCUCUGUCUGGAGCACGCCAGAAAGAAUCCAUUUGUAACUGUCCAAACACUGCUGGAGGUGCUUGUGGAGUUGAUCCAGGUGGUGCAAGCAGCUGUGAAAAAAUCGCACAGCCGAGGUCACCGCGCAGUCCAUGUGGAGCUCUCUGACUUGGCGGCAUUCAUCAUGAUGGUGCAGAACAGCUAUAUCUUUCAAAGUUGCUUGUUGCGCUCAAAGCUGCGCUUCAGGGACCCAGAUUACAUCCUCGAGUUAACCCAGGAGAACUGGGGGCGUGUGGGCGAGCCACAAAGUGAUGUUACAGCGAUGGCUAAUUCCCUGCGGGGGCUCUGGCAGCUUCAGAAAGUCUCGAACGAGACAGCUGCGCAAGCCAGAUCUGAAAACCCACCCGCUUCGACAUGA